This is a messenger RNA of Racocetra fulgida, 330 nucleotides long. NCBI's taxonomy places the organism in Eukaryota, Fungi, Glomeromycota, Glomeromycetes, Diversisporales, Gigasporaceae. The record is from the annotation of a GenBank genome assembly.
GUGGUCAUAGUACUGUUUAUUCUGCUGAAUACGGUGGAACAAAGAUUGCAGUUAAAGAACUCAUACAUACCGAUAUCAGAACAAUUGUUAAUGAGCUUACUAGUGGAAUUCGACCUUUUUUUACAGUUUAUAAUAAGGCAUCUUUACAUUUAAGUAUUUCACAAGGCAGACGAGAGAAAACGAUUCCCGGCACACCUUCAAGAUAUGCAAAAAUUUAUAAGAAAUGUUGGAAUACUGAUCCGAAAAAACGUCCGGAAUUAGAUGAAAUUUUACCUAAAAUUCAAAAAUUAAGGGAAGCAACAAAAUUCAUUUUAAUGAAAUAUUCGCCUA